GGUUGGUGUGAUGCUGUGCACACUCUCGUCACUUUUCCUGUUGAACAUUCAGUCUGGAAAACUACAGGAGUGACAGUAAGGCGAAUCAGAGCAUGAAGAGGCAACCCAGCAUUGCAUCAUCACCAUCAUGACGUCCCUGAAAACAUCUGUGUCCUUUUUACUGCUCAGCAUCACUGUAUGUAAGAAAUCCAAUUUCUUUUUUUGUUCCCUGUAUUUUGAAGUGCCCCUCCUAAAUAGAGAGAAUAUGUUCAUUCUUUCACCUUUGUGCCUAUUUUCUAAGGUUUUUUUCAUCCUCACACUCUACCCGAAUCUGCUGAAAGCACAGUUUGGAACAACACCCAACAUUAAACACAUUGUGGUUGGAAGGUGCUACAGUUACAUCACACUGGUUCAGCCCAACUUAAGGUAUGAUUGUGAGGAGAUCUGGCAGCAGUUUGAGGAGGCGGUUGUACGUCAGUCUUCUUGUAAUGUGAUGGUGGACUAUCAUCAUCAGAUGUUUGAUGCUGUACCCCAAUCAUGCCCUUGCGACAGGUUCCUUUUCUGGAGUAAAACCAGGAAGCUGAUGCACAGCUAUGCAGCUGUUUCACAUCAGUUCUGGACCCUGGAGGACACGCUGGUUGGCUACAUGUUCAAUGACCUCAUCUGGUGUGGACAAGAUGAAGAGUCAGGUUUUGAUUUCGGCUCUUGUCCCCAGUGGUCAGCUUGUAAUAAUAAUCCAGUGUAUUCCUUGUGGAGGCAGGCUUCACAGAAUUUUGCAGAGAUGGCAUGUGGAAACAUCACCGUAUUGCUGAAUGGUUCAAUCGAGAGUGCCUUUAAUAAGAAAAGCAUGUUUGGAAGUGUUGAACUGGACAGCCUGAAUCCACACAUCGUGGAUUAUGUCAACAUAAAGGUGGUGUUCAAUCUGGAUGGACCCUUUCUCGAGUCAUGCCAUCAAGGAUCUAUUGUAGACUUGAUCCAAAUCCUACAGCUUAGAGGAUUCCGCUGGACCUGCACAGACAGUGAUCAGACCCUGAUGAUACUUCAGUGUAUCCAGAACCCCCAACGCUGCUCCUGCCAGACGUGUGCAAACCACCAGAUACACACCUAAACCCAGCUUAAGUUGUGGCUGCCAUUUUUCAAAGUGUGGUCAUUUGUAUCAUGAUAUUUAACUUUGCACUCCAU
Molecule: messenger RNA, 1161 nt
Organism: Thalassophryne amazonica
Lineage: Eukaryota; Metazoa; Chordata; Actinopteri; Batrachoidiformes; Batrachoididae
Product: ADP-ribosyl cyclase/cyclic ADP-ribose hydrolase 1-like
Exons: 9
Coding region: 128-1087 (319 amino acids)
Biological process (GO): positive regulation of B cell proliferation
Cellular component (GO): plasma membrane
Molecular function (GO): NAD+ nucleosidase activity; phosphorus-oxygen lyase activity
Source: RefSeq, a predicted model, not a curated record